Messenger RNA from Chanos chanos (milkfish), 2757 nucleotides. RefSeq names its product protein phosphatase 1, catalytic subunit, beta isozyme (gene ppp1cb). Gene Ontology annotation, molecular function: protein serine/threonine phosphatase activity. The record is from RefSeq and is a predicted model, not a curated record. The transcript has 8 exons. Lineage: Eukaryota; Metazoa; Chordata; Actinopteri; Gonorynchiformes; Chanidae. Gene Ontology annotation, cellular component: nucleus; cytoplasm. Bases 8 to 991 code for a protein of 327 amino acids.
UCAGAAGAUGGCGGAAAGCGAGUUGAACGUGGAUAGUCUUAUCUCUCGGCUCUUGGAAGUGCGAGGAUGUCGUCCAGGGAAGAUUGUCCAGAUGACUGAGGCAGAGGUGCGAGGCCUGUGCAUCAAGUCCAGGGAGAUUUUCCUCAGUCAGCCUAUCCUACUGGAACUGGAGGCCCCCCUCAAAAUCUGUGGUGACAUCCAUGGGCAGUAUACAGACCUGCUGAGGCUUUUUGAAUAUGGGGGUUUUCCUCCAGAGGCCAACUACCUGUUCCUGGGGGACUAUGUGGACCGGGGAAAACAGUCCCUGGAGACCAUCUGCCUGCUGCUGGCCUAUAAGAUCAAAUACCCUGAAAAUUUCUUCCUCCUGAGGGGCAACCACGAAUGUGCCUCCAUCAACCGCAUCUAUGGCUUCUAUGAUGAAUGCAAGCGCAGGUUUAACAUCAAGCUGUGGAAAACCUUCACUGAUUGCUUCAACUGUCUGCCCAUCGCAGCUAUCAUAGAUGAGAAGAUCUUCUGUUGCCAUGGAGGCCUCUCUCCUGACCUGCAGUCUAUGGAACAGAUCCGACGGAUCAUGAGGCCAACUGAUGUGCCUGAUACAGGUUUGCUGUGUGACUUGCUGUGGUCAGACCCAGAUAAGGAUGUGCAGGGCUGGGGGGAAAAUGACCGGGGUGUAUCGUUCACGUUUGGAGCAGACGUGGUCAGUAAAUUCCUCAACCGCCAUGAUCUGGACCUCAUCUGCCGAGCACACCAGGUCGUAGAGGACGGCUAUGAGUUUUUUGCCAAGCGACAGCUGGUCACUCUGUUCUCAGCCCCCAACUACUGUGGAGAGUUUGACAACGCAGGGGGCAUGAUGAGCGUGGACGAGUCUCUCAUGUGUUCCUUCCAGAUUCUGAAGCCUUCUGAGAAGAAGGCUAAGUACCAGUACGGAGGCGUGAACUCUGGUCGACCCGUCACCCCUCCCCGCACUGCCCAGGCCCCUAAGAAGAGGUGAGCGUGUGGCCCACUCUACGCCACCCGCUUGCUCACCCCCCCUGCCCCGCCCGCUGCGCCCCCUCACCACCUCGCCCCCACCUCCUCCCCUCCAGAACCCCUUCCCAUAUGUGGGAGCUUCUAAACUGGCCCCACCCCCCUUUUAUCAUCUCCCACCCAACCUCAGCUCCUUUCUUAACAUUCGUGUACAUAAAUUUUGCUGUGACCAGUUGAUAUCUUUCUUUUUUUUUUCUCUCUGUUUGUCUGUAUUUUUAAUAAUCUUUGUGGGGGUUUUUUCUUUCUCUCCCGAUGGCUUGAGUUGUAGCCAUGUUCCAACUCUUGAGGUGCAAUGAUGUUAUUAACUCCAUGGUGAGCUGCUUGAGUUUUUUUUGUUGUUGUUCUUUUUUUUUUGGUAACGGAGGCAAUGGCAAUGAGUUAGUUUGAAUUCCUGCCUUCAGACUGAACAGAGAGAAAUCUUUUUGUUUGCCUUCAACAGUCCUAAUGCAGUGAGAACCUCCAGAGCAGACUGACCUUCUUAUGUUCUACUAUAACCCCUCACACACACACACUCUCAGAUAGCCUAGAGAGAGUAAGAUGUUGUUCAGCCUCAGUAGACUCAGAAACAUCUCCAUCAGUCUAAUGGGGUGAGUCGUGACUGAAAAAGGUGAUGGAGGGAUGGAGUAAAUACGAAGGGAAAAAAGAGAGAGGAUAUUUUAAUGCAUUUGGCUGUAUCAGAGACUGCCAAUGGCAGUAUUAUACUUGUCUUAGACAACAGAAAAGCCGUGAGUCAUGACAGAUGAGGAAACCGAUAUAAGUCUAUUAUAAAUCUGUAACAAACAUUCAGUCUCAUGCUGAAUUACCUCUCUUCAAAUGAAUGAAACUAAAAUGUUAUGAAGGAAAUUGCACAUAAUUUACAUGAAAGGAAACAUGAAGGAAGGGAAAAGGGAAUGUAAUAGGCGCUCAAAUGGUCGUACACGCUCACUGUGCAUUAUCUCACACAGCUCUGGAUUUUGAUAUUUGUACAUAAUGGGUAAAUAAAUUUAGCCAGGACACCCAAUGUCUGUGAGAUGUUAUGGACGUAGUUGGUAGCAAACCAGAAACUUUUCACAUCUGUUUUUGAAUGUAAUGGGUAUGUGGCUUGAUGGGUUAUUGUAUUUAUGUGAGUUUAAAUAUUAAAGAACAAAGUGACAUUCCACUUCGUGACAACUUUGCAUGGCCAAGGAACAUAUCUGUAGUAUCAUUUGCUUUCUUAAACACACCACCUCAUUUAAGACUUUCACGCAGUAAAAUGAGCCAAGAUGAGAGUGAGGGAAAGGGAGAGGAAGAAGUGAGGAAGGCUGUUGGUCAAAUGGCUCAGUGAUAUAUUUGGUAAUGGCGCCUCCUGUUGAUUAUAUAGUAUUAUUGCACCAAGAUUGAUUAUUCUCAGAUAUUUUGCAGUAAGGUGCUCGAUCAUUAAUCCCCUCUAAAUGACUUAAUCAGAAAACAAAUUCAGCAUUUGUGCUGACCAGCGGUACUGAAGAUGCCUAUUCCACAGGAUAUGUCCUACCAUUGGCUGAUGACUGUCAGUCAUACCUGUUACAAAGACAGGCAAAUUUAUGUGGAAAUUGUUGCCUCAUAUUGAUCUUUGUAGUAUUUUUUUUUAAAUGUUUUUAAGUUGCGUGUUUUUGUUGUUUACUGUUCUUUCCUUAAUUUAUUUCCAAAUGUUGGGAAACUGAAAGUGUUAUAAAGUCAGUUUUGAGAUUUGUACAAGUGGAUUUCAGACUCUUUGAAUUCAAUAAAUGGAAGAAA